Zingiber officinale is the source of this 823-nucleotide messenger RNA. Its product is annotated as ethylene-responsive transcription factor ERF026-like. The transcript has a single exon. Gene Ontology annotation, biological process: regulation of DNA-templated transcription. The record is from RefSeq and is a predicted model, not a curated record. Lineage: Eukaryota; Viridiplantae; Streptophyta; Magnoliopsida; Zingiberales; Zingiberaceae. Gene Ontology annotation, molecular function: DNA binding; DNA-binding transcription factor activity. The coding region runs from base 103 to 672 and encodes 189 amino acids.
CUUUCCACUAUCAAUAUUAUAAGGGUCCAUUUACGAAUUCAGCAAUGAGCAAUACCUUCCAUAAAAUAUGAGUCCAGUCCUGCCACCACAUAACUAAAUCUAAUGGACGAUCACUAUCUGCACGUGCCGCAUUCCUUCGUGUCGUCGUCCCCACCGAGAGUACGAUUACAACGGCAGCCGACAUCGGCCAAUGCGACGACUACGCGCAAUAUGGGCAUCCUCCGGAGUUACCGUGGCGUCCGGCAGAGGAACGGGAAGUGGGUUUCGGAGAUACGGGAGCCGGGGAAGUCCAGCCGCAUCUGGCUGGGAACGUUCCCGACAGCGGAGAUGGCGGCGGUGGCGUAUGAUGUGGCAGCGCACGCGCUGCGCGGAGCUGAUGCGGUGCUCAAUUUCCCCGACGAGAUAUCGGCACGCCCCGCGCCAACUUCUUUGUCGCCUGCGGCAAUACAGUCCGCGGCCGCCGAAGCUGCAGCGGCCGUCCUUGGGCGGAGGGUGCCGGAGGGCGUGGCAGGCGAGAGGUACAUGGACGAGGAGGAGAUGUUUGACAUGCCUGGCCUGCUGGUGGACAUGGCGGAGGGGAUGAUGAUGUCCCCGCCGAGAUUGAGUCCGAACUCAGCGACUGACGACGCGCCGGAGAUGCGCGACGAUGAGAGCCUGUGGAGCUACCGAUGAAGCAGCUUUGACUACGGACGGGUAUAAAUGUAAUUAUGCUAAGAAUUAUUGUACUUUAUUAAAAAUAAUUAACAAGAAUGUCUGUAAAUUUUAUUUCAACUGUUUUAUAUUUGCUCGAGUUAAACCAAUGAAUAUUGCCAAGUACUAUACA